CCUAUGAGCAAGCAGAAGAACCAACAGGACACCAUGACAAAGGCUGAUGGCAUGAGAGAAAAUGAACCUUCCCCUAUGAGCAAGCAGAAGAACCAACAGGACACCAUGACAAAGGCUGAUGGCAUGAGAGAAAAUGAGGACGAUCGGAAGGCCAUAGAUGGAGCAGCAUCAGCUCAGGAAUCAAAGGUAAUGGAUAAAGAGCAAUUGAAAGCUGAGCAAGAAGCGCAACAGAAGAGACUGCAGUACCUGAAGACUGAGUUGGAUAGAGUUUCAAAACAGAAAAGGCUGAUGGAACUGAAUAAACGGAGGGUCAACUGUAAAGACAUCCUGCUAAGAGAAGUGAGUCAAGCCCGCAAGAACAUUGUGAAGGAGAUUACUCAGCUGCAGGAGUGUUUGAGUAAGAAUCCAUUCUAUGAAGGGAGGAGCAACCUGGACCAACAGGCAAGACUGAGUCCGAUUAAAAAAACAGAAGCUAAAGAUGAAGGGAGUACAAAAGUGGAAAGGAAAGAAGAAUCAAAGAUUACCAAAGGACUGGGGGGAAAGGGUGAUGAAAAUGAGAUUAGUAAAAAGAGUAAAGAGAAAGAAGGUUCUCAUGGCCAAAAAUUAAUGAUUACGCCUGUGUUGAAGAAAGAUAACAUACAGGUUGAGAAGAAGGAAAGUGAGAUAGAGGAAUCCCAAAAGGAGUCAAGCCAGUCAUCUUCUAAAACGUGCAGCUUGCGGAAAACUGAGACAGAUAAUCAGAGUCAAGACCACGAUCUAGCUGCCUCAAAGGCUGAAAGUACUGAGGGAGGCAAAUGUAGAGAAAGCAAGCCCCAGUCUGGAAAUACAGAUUCAAAGCAGAAGGUGACUGUGACAGAGACGCAGAACCCUAGGAUGAGUAAAAGGAAACAGAGGGCUGCAGCUGCAGCAAAGCUGAAACAACAACUCAAUCUGCAAGAAUUUAAGACACUUGACCAACUGGUGGCUGAAGGAGUAGCAAAGGUGCAACAACAAUUUCAGAGUUUUGACAAUCCGCAACAACAAUUUCAGAGUUUUGACAAUCCGCAACAACAAUUUCAGAGUUUUGACAAUCCGCAACAACAAUUUAAGAGUUUUGACUAUCCGCAACAACAGUUUAAGAGUUUUGACUAUCCGCAACAACAGUUUAAGAGUUUUGACUAUCCGCAACAACAGUUUAAGAGUUUUGACUAUCCGCAACAACAGUUUAAGAGUUUUGACUAUCCGCAACAACAGUUUAAGAGUUUUGACUAUCCGCAACAACAGUUUAAGAGUUUUGACUAUCCGCAACAACAGUUUAAUAAGAGUUUUGACUAUCCGCAACAACAGUUUAAUAAGAGUUUUGACAAUCCGCAACAACAGUUUAAUAAGAGGUUUGAAUAUCUGCAACAACAGUUUAUUAAGAGUUUUGACUAUCUGCAACAACAGUUUAAGAGUUUUGACAAUCCGCAUUGUCAUCCUCUAUUCACAUUGCCACCAGGGCCACCAUUGCCACACCCUGGUUCAGGGUUUCCAUACAAUAUGUGCAUUCCUCCAUUUUCGGACAGUUUAAAGUUCACCCUCCAUAGGGCUACAGAGGAGAGGCAACGAAAUAUGAAACGGCAGAAAAGAUAAAAAACAAGAGUGAUGUUUAAAUUAGCUGACAGACUGAGAAUCCCCCUUAUCUGUUAAAGACAUUUUAAUUUCUGUAGUCUGAUAAAUCCUUGUGUCUUUGUACAUCAUAUCAAGAUGUCAGUAUGUACAAUAUACCCUUAUUGCAAACCGCUAGUUCUUUUGCAUUUAAAAACGUGUCUGAAAGAUUAACCACUAGACUCCUUUUCUUUC
Gekko japonicus is the source of this 1821-nucleotide messenger RNA. RefSeq names its product mediator of RNA polymerase II transcription subunit 15-like. The transcript has 6 exons. NCBI's taxonomy places the organism in Eukaryota, Metazoa, Chordata, Lepidosauria, Squamata, Gekkonidae. The coding region runs from base 4 to 1611 and encodes 535 amino acids. The record is from RefSeq and is a predicted model, not a curated record.